GUUCGAUUUUUCUUGUAGGGUUUGUGUUCGAUUUUGUUGUUGGGUUGUUUUGUUUAGGCUUCUUUAGUUCCCGUUAUACCCUAUAAGAUCGCUAAAUGCUUAAAAAUUCGUGCUUUUCUUCUGAAGAAACAACACUCCGUGCGAAAGUUAUGUCUUUUUUUUUGUUUUCUUUCAUCGAUAACGAAUGUGUUCUGGUUUUGAAAUGUUACCUGUUGUAUGAAACGAAACCCAUGGAAAUUUCUUGUUCUGUUGAUUGUUUUUGAUAAUACAGUCAAAUGUAUAUUAUUGAAGAACAAUAGAUUUCUUGAAAUUUCUGUUUCAGGGGAUCAAGAACAUCAUGCCUCGAAUCUUACUGGGCUCCAAUCUUCUAAAGAAGGGAGUAAUUUUUGGGGAGGUCUUAAGGGAUCAGUAAUUUUUGCUCUUGGCUUCCAUUCACAUGGUGUUCUAUUCCCUAAUCCAGAAAGGGUACUUCAAGAAGCCACAGAGUCUUUGGCUCAGGCGGAGUCUUUAUCAGGGGAGUAUUACGCUCAACUGGAUGAGUUGAUUGAAAAUAAAAAGGUGUUGGACGAGGCAUUGCAGUUGUAUCUGGCUGGACUUGCUGAGUUGGAAGAACUUAAAGAAGCCAAGGGACUUUGAAAACGUUUUGUCAAUCGCAGGAAGAAUCUUAGUGGAGUCUCUUGUGAUGCAAUUGAACAGAAGAAAUUAUCUGAUUUAGUGUAAGUAGCCGAAGGUUCUGAUACUGUGGCCUUCUUUAAAACUUUGCAUGUGGCAAAAGGAUGACAUAUCCCCAGUUAGACGGUUGCUAAUGCCCAUACCAUAACACUUGACUAUAUCGUGUAUGAGAUCUUGUUGUUAUUCUGAAGUUUAACAUAUUGACAGUUCUGGACU
Messenger RNA from Brassica napus (rape), 888 nucleotides. RefSeq lists its product as uncharacterized. NCBI's taxonomy places the organism in Eukaryota, Viridiplantae, Streptophyta, Magnoliopsida, Brassicales, Brassicaceae. The record is from RefSeq and is a predicted model, not a curated record. The coding region runs from base 217 to 636 and encodes 139 amino acids. The transcript is spliced from 6 exons.